AGGCGCUGUGCAUCAUCUCCUGUAGCCUCAGCUCCAUACAGACAGUGAGAGACAGCCAUGGAGAGGUGGAGAGCGGAGUGUUUUCUUUGUUAUUUUUAAACUCUUGCAAUUCGCAACAAUGACACUGCCGGCUGGGACUCGUGUCGGUCCAGUAGGCCGAUGCACUCGAAAGCAGAAAGGUUUUCACCGGAGUUUUUUUUCAGGGGCAUAAGUAGAAUUCUGGAUCGAAUAGUUGUGCAGUGUGAGCUCUACGGGGACGUGGUAUAUGGAUGCUGGGACUAUGAGCAUAAGCGACAAACGGGGCUACUUAGCAGACCUAGGAGGCAGCUUCACUGAGGACGCUCCCAGACCUCCUGUCCCUGGCGAAGAAGGAGAGCUUGUGUGCAGUGAUGGUCACCAGCACAGCACCCUCGGCUUCUCCUCGAAGAAUGAGAGCCUCAAGUGUGAGCCGUCUGUGGCUACACCCAGGCGAUCUGACUUGGACUUGGGUUACGAGCCAGAGGGCAGCGCUUCGCCAACACCACCCUACUUAAAGUGGGCAGAAUCUCUUCAUUCCCUCCUGGAUGACCAGGAUGGCAUCCAGCUGUUUAGGACGUUUCUCAAGCAGGAGGAGUGUGCAGACAUGUUGGACUUCUGGUUUGCGUGCAGUGGUUUUCGGAAACUUGAAGCUAAUGAGAUUAAUGAGGAGAAGAAGGUGAAACUGUCAAAACUUAUAUAUAAGAAAUACAUCCUGGACAACAAUGGUAUUGUCUCCAGACAGAUCAAACCGGCUACCAAAUCCUUCAUCAGAGACUGUGUGAUGAAGCUUCACAUUGAUCCCGCAAUGUUUGAUCAGGCUCAGACUGAGAUACAGACUAUGAUGGAGGAAAACACCUAUCCUUUAUUCCUUAAGUCUGACAUAUAUUUGGAAUACACACGGACAGGGGGUGAAAGCCCCAAGCUGUACAGUGACCAGAGCUCAGUUUCUGGCAAUGGAAAGGGGCUAUCGAGCUAUUUACCACCUUUAAAGGAAUAUGAGGAAUGGAGAUGUGACCAAGGGUCAGAGGUGCUGCCUGAGUGUGACCCCACGGCGAGCAGCCGUCUUACUCAGAAGCUGCUGAUGGAGACGGCACAGCAGCGGGUUGCCAGCAGCACAAGAUUCCAGGACAGUCACGAGUACAGGCAUGCACCAUGUCGGGAGACGAUCAACCCAUACUAUGUCAACACUGGCCAUGUUAUGGCUCCUGCCACCAGCGCCAAUGACAGUGAGCAGCAGAGCAUGUCCAGUGACGCAGACACCAUUUCCCUUACAGACAGCAGUGUAGAUGGGGUUCCACCCUACAGAUACCGCAAACAGCAUCGGCGUGAGAUGCAUGAAAGCGCCAGAGCAAACGGGCGAGUGCCACUACCUCAUAUUCCACGCCCAAACCGGAUUCCAAAGGAUAUACAUGUGGAGCCAGAAAGGUUUGCUGCAGAGCUGAUCAGGAAGCUGGAGUGUGUACUGAGGGAGAGGGAGGCUCAAGAGAAACUAGAGGAGCGACUGAAGAGAGUACAAUUGGAAGAGGAAGGUGAAGAAGUCAUGAUGGCCACAGCAACAACACUAUCCAGUCACAGGUUCCCCCCUGGUGCUUAUUCACAGAAUUACAACUCCCGCUAUGCUGACAGUGGUCCUUGUCUUGGAGAUAUUCAUGAAGAAAACCCUGAGAGCAUCUUGGACGACCACGUCCAGCGAGUCAUGAAAACCCCCGGCUGCCAAUCACCGGGAACUGGCCGUCAUACUCCCAAGUCACGCUCACCAGACGGUUUUCCAGGGAUCAAAGGGAUGGGACAACCAGGGCAGGGUAAGCAUCCAUUCAGGCACAGUUUCAAGGGAGAAACUAGCCACCUGUACCACCACAAACAUGUGCACCACAACCACCACACAGGCGUGGGCAAGGCCAAAGAGCAGGUGGAGGCUGAUGCAGGCUUGCAUGUGUAUGGGAGCUUUCCCUGGAGCACGGAGUCAAGUCAUUAUGGAUCAAAGUCUCGCAGCUAUGCAGAUGGCAUGGGAUCCAACCCUAUGGAGUAUACAGGUGGGAGAAGUGGUACACAGUGUAAAAGGGUAUUCAAGAGAAGUGAAGAAUUGCGGCCUUAUGACAUGCCAGGGCCUGCAGAGGAGAUGGAGAAAAAACAGAAGAUCCUUUUGUGGCUGAUGGAAGGACAGAAAGAAAUGGUUCAACACAAGAGGAGCCCAUAUGGGAGUACCACUGGAUCCAAAAGGCCCGCUGGCCAUGAAGCAUCCCGCCUCAGCUCAACAGACCGGUCAGGGUUGAUGCAUCCAUGCAUCAGCGGCCAGCUGCGGAACAACGUGCAGCCGUCUCACCCUUUCAUACAGGAUCCCACCAUGCCCCCCAACCCAGCGCCCAGUCCUCUCAUCCAGCUAGAGGAGGUUUGCCGGCGGCUUGAGGAGGAGAAGAUUAAGUCUGGAACUCUGCAGCCCAAACAAAGGUAUGUGAUGGAGGUGAUCCAGAGGGGUCGCACAGCAGUCAGGCCUGCACAGUUCCCUCAGCUCAGCGUUGUCCCUGCAGUUUCAGACAGCGAGCUCUCCGAGCCCGAGCAUAAACCCACUAAAAAGCAGCCGUGUGAAAACAUUACAGUGGCGUACUACUUCUGUGAGGAGCUGAUACCUUACAGGACGUCUGUCAAAGGGAGGGUUGUCACGCUGGGCCAGUUCAAAGAACUGCUAACAAAGAAAGGAAAUUACAGGUAUUAUUUCAAGAAGGUAAGCGACGAGUUUGACUGUGGGGUGGUGUUUGAAGAGGUACGUGAAGAUGAUGCUAUCUUGCCCAUCUUUGAGGAGAAGAUUAUCGGGAAAGUGGAAAAAGUUGAUUAAAUUUUUAAGGAGAGAGCUGACUAGCCUGCAUCUGAUGGACUGAGGAGCAAGUGGAUGGUGAAGAGGAAGUGUUUUAGGAUGGAGUAGGAUAAGAAGAAAAAAAAAUGAUUCGGCACAGAUGGAGCCAGAGUGGUCAGUGACUUGUGUAGCAUGGCUACAGUGAAGUUGGACUAGAAGAAGAAAGAUCUAAUCUUCUUCUGGUGAAUGUAAUGUAGCAUUGUAAAGUUUACUAGAAAAUGAGAACAAAAGUGCUACUAAUGCUACAUAUUUUUGAUAAUGACUUGUUAAAGGGUUUCCUUUCUAAAAAAAAAAAAAAAAAAUGCACUUGUAAUUUUUAUAUGUAUUGAUACCAGAUGUGUACAGUUUGUGUUAAAUGACAGCAAAAUUUUAUAUCUAUUUAAGUAUUUAAAAUGCUACUUUUAAACCUAAUUAAAGCAAAAGUGUUGUCCCUUGUGAAGACGAUCAGAAUCCGUGAUAGGGCUGAGUUUUCUUUUUUCUUGUUUUUUUUUUUUCAACUUGUAAGAGCCCUCUGGACUCUAAUGUUUGUGAUUUUCAAAGUGCUUUUAAUACUCGUCAGAACUUUAUUUAGUGGCAUUAAAUCAGGCUGCUUGUUUAUUGUUAUAUACUACUGACUCAGUGUAGGCCUUCUAAAGGAACAUGCAGAAAAACAGAAACACCUGUACAGUACUGCAAGCCAGUGCAGGAAUGUCACAUUUUAACAUUGGAUUUUUAAGAGGUUUGUGGCCAUUUUUGACACUGUUGAAGGGGAUUAAUUGUUGCAUUAAAUUUUAUGCUGUUUAUUUAAAUAUGUUACCUAACAAGGAAUGCUUUUUAAGUCCUGUGCAAAAAACAUCAUAAUGUCUGCCUCAGUCACACUAGAGUAAAAGUAUGAUGGCAACCUCCUUGCAAAAAAGAAGAAAAAACGAAAAUCUGUGAUUGCAUUGAAUUUGUUUGCUGUCAAAUUGCAAGUAGUUACAGUGACCAGCUGGUCUCCCAGAAGUUUAACAUGCAACACUCUCAACCUUUGGGUUGAGAGUGUUGCACAAAGCCAUUGCAAAGGUCCAGGCAAUUGUGGUCUGACUUGGACUGACUGCAAUAAUUCUUAGACAAAUUGACAAAUAAUGCAGACAGACUGGAACAUGUUUGCGAUCUGAGUCAGUCUUCCUGCCAUUCCAUCUCUUUGCUAUAUGGAGCUCGACUCAGCAGGUUAUCUAACGCUUAUGUCAUUUUGCCGUUAACUCGCCAUCCUGCAGCAAACUGCAUCACUAUGUUUGGAGGAAUUUCUGUUUCAAAUAUGUGAAGUUCUGGCUAGACUCUGAAUGUAAGUAGGUAAUGUGAAUUUUUGUACAUGUAGACGGCAACAGGUUUGCUCUUCUUGGUGAUUUAUCAUGGUUAAUCACCAUAUUAUCACAAAUUGUAUGUAAUUACCAACUUGACUCCAUUCAGUCACAAACUGAUAUCAGACUCACUCAGCCUAAUUGUCAUUUUUAAUUGCCAUCACCAAAGUUGCUUUGAAGACAGUAACUUACUGCAUCACAGAUCUAGUUGAAGCAACCAUUACAAAGGCAGCAAAAUUAAGCAAGUUUAUUACACAUGGUCACAAUAAUUUUAGUCUUGUUGCAGUCUACAGCCACUGUUUUCCCUUGUAUAGGUGAUUGUAACAUUAGAACAACCACUUCCUCUCUAACAUCAACUCUAAAUCAACAUAAAUUGCCCGUCAUAUGUUUCACAAACAUAAGAUGCUCAAUAUGUAAACCAAUAAAACAGUAAUGCAGUUUUAUUGGGUUUGAUUAUUUUUCCUGUUUGUUGUAUAAGGCGUGUAUGUGUAGCUUAUUGCUAUGUUCAUAUACAUUCAUCCACUACACUGCUUUUACCCAGCACAGUUGACAUUUUAAGAGAAUUGCCUUAGACUAACAGUUGACACAAGAUGCAAUAAUACUGUCAAAAAAGAUAUGAUUGAGAAUCCCAACGUGAAUACCUAUGCAACUCGGUUUAUAAUUUUGGUGACCGAAUCCAGAAAACACAUUAAGCAUUUGUAUUAAUAUGAUAUAGAGGUAUAUUAAAUAGAAAAAAAAAUUAAAGGCUUCACAUAAGACCUGUCAGGCUAUAAAAAGCCAGUAUCAAAAAAUUAAAUAAAGCCAAUAUAUAAAACAGCAGUGGAGGUCCAAAGGAUUCACAGAUUUUUCUUCUGAUAAUUUAUUUGGCAUUGUGUAAAAUUGUCAUUGUCAGUAAAAUUUUGCUCGUCUGGGGUAAAUUUUGUGUUAAUUUCUAGUUUUGGGAUUGAAUCUCUAUUCUCAGUGCCAUAUCUCUUUAUAUCUCUAUAUUUAAUAAACAAAUAUAGAGAUAUAAAGAGUUCCUGAGGGCUAUUUGACACACACAAAUGUUGCAGAUGAGUUCAUUUUGUUUAUUAUUAUUUUUUCCAACUUUGAGGUCCUUAGUUGGCUGAUAAAUUCAGAAGGGACUGCACUAAGAGCUGAUGUCUACUGUAUAGCCUUGUCUAGCUUAUAACAGCCACAUCUUGUGCCUGGCAGGACGUGUUUAAUGAUUUAAUAAAUCUGUGACAAACACGUUAAACCAAAGAGGAAAAAAGUAGGCGAACACUAAAAGUCUUGUUUCCAAAAUAGGAUGCUGUGUAAAAUGUAAGUGAAAGCCUACAGCACUGAUUUGAUUUCAGCAGCAUGUUUCGAUGAAGUUUGGACAGUUUUCAUAUAAACACACACUGUGUCCAAACUUUUGACUGGUACUGCAAUUGCAGGUUUCCAGUAUCAUUCAUAACAUUUGCCUGGAAAACAUCAACUUGCAAAACGUUUGUUUAGUGUUCUUUCCAUUUCAGGACAGAAAAUACAUUUCUCUCCACCAGUUUACAUUUGCUGUCUCCUUUAUUUUAUUAUAUAUAAACACAAAAUAUAAAACAGGUUUCUACUGGAAUAGCUCACCAAAUUAAUAUAAAGGUACAAACUCAACUAGGGUAGCAAUGUGACAUUAAGAGCCAAGGCCUCCAUGGGUUUAUUUGCAUUCUGUUCUUUAUUGUGCGGAAGCCUUGAGUGAGCAAUGUGCUAUAAUAAACAUGUUGAAAUGGAAAGACUGGUGGGCCUUGAAUUCACAGUACUGUAUUGUAUGUGUUAUGUAGAACAUCAGUGUAAGGAAUUCCUGCUUUUUUUUUUUUUCUCGACAUGCUGCUUUUUUAGAUUUCUAACAAAUCAGUUUAAUAUAUAAAGUGCAUUAGCCUUUUGUUAUCCUUUGCCUGUUAAAUUGUGCACUUAACAAAACAUUAUCAGCUUCAAUUAUUUCCAAAAUUCCAAAAUUAUUUCUCUUGAAAUAUCAACUCUUAUCAUUCUUACUGUAAAAGCCCCAAAAGUGAACUUCUCUUAUUCAAGAUCAGUGUGUGCAUAAUAAACAGCAGAGUGCCUUUAUUGCUAUGCUAGCGAUGUAUUCAGUGCAACUUUCAGAAGGAUUAUGGGGACUAGCUUUAAUUUUGCAUUGCUGCGUCUUCUUUGUUUUACUUAAGCGUUUGUUACGGUUCCACCUUUUUUUUUUUGUAAAUAUGUAAAACUUAAAUUGUCUUCAACCAGCAGCCCAGUCAUCACAUUCAGUACCCUGGACCUGUUUCUGUUCACUGACUAGCAUGGUAACCAUUUAAGGUACCUGGACAAUGAAUACUUGCAAUAAAACAGCUCUUGUGUUCUAUAUAAAAUGUGCCAUUGUUUCUUUAUUUGCUGAACUGGUCACAUAGUACUGAGUGCUGUAAAUCAGCACACCUAAGAGUGGCAGAUUCUGUAACUACACGUUAAAGCAAGUGGCAACUCCAGGAUGACGUAGGCUCCCAA
Archocentrus centrarchus (flier cichlid) is the source of this 6678-nucleotide messenger RNA. RefSeq names its product axin 1 (gene axin1). The transcript has 11 exons. The record is from RefSeq and is a predicted model, not a curated record. Gene Ontology annotation, molecular function: beta-catenin binding; ubiquitin protein ligase binding; molecular adaptor activity. Gene Ontology annotation, cellular component: plasma membrane; beta-catenin destruction complex; nucleus. Gene Ontology annotation, biological process: cell development; negative regulation of canonical Wnt signaling pathway; positive regulation of protein kinase activity. Bases 266 to 2851 code for a protein of 861 amino acids. Lineage: Eukaryota; Metazoa; Chordata; Actinopteri; Cichliformes; Cichlidae.